Messenger RNA from Euleptes europaea (tarantolino), 889 nucleotides. It is a transcript of the gene LYSMD2, whose product is annotated as LysM domain containing 2. Bases 1 to 609 code for a protein of 202 amino acids. Lineage: Eukaryota; Metazoa; Chordata; Lepidosauria; Squamata; Sphaerodactylidae. The transcript has 3 exons. The record is from RefSeq and is a predicted model, not a curated record.
AUGGCCGAUUUCCUGCCGCUGCCGGGGCCGUGCCUGCGCGAGGAGCCGCUGCCGGGGCCCGAGGCGGCCGAGGCGGAGGCCGCGCUCUCGCUCAGCCUGGCGCUGACCAAGACGCGCUCGUACGGCAGCACGGCCAGCGUGGCGGCGCCUUUGGCCGAGCGCUACCUGGAGCACCGCCUGGGGCCCGGCGACACCCUGCAGGGCAUCGCGCUCAAGUACGGCGUGACGAUGGAGCAAAUAAAAAGGACAAAUAAGCUGUUCACAAAUGACUGCAUUUUUCUGAGAAAAACGUUGAAUAUACCAGUUAUAUCUGAGAAGCCUUUGCUAUUUAACGGACUGAACUGCCUGGAAUCUCCUGAGAAUGAAGCAAUUAGCAGCCCCCCUUCCUGUGAAGACGAUCCGGUGUCAGUUCAGGAAGACGACUCUUCACCCAGUCCUCAAGAACCCGACAAUCUUCUUCCACCUGAAGAAUUAUCUGCCAAAGAUUUUCUGCACAGACUAGAUUUGCAGAUUAAACUGUCCAAACAGGCCGCUAGGAAGCUAAAGCCUGAGGAUACCAGGGAGGACGGUGACGAAAAUUCCUAUGCAACCUCUUCCUAUCAGCAGUAGAAGACGGCAUGAAGCGCUGGAAUAAAAAACAGUUCUUAAAGAACUAAAUAUGUCGAGAUUCAAAAGCGACCCUUUUGGAUUAAUUUUAUUAUGGUGUACUUGUUACAAGUUGUGUAUAGGUAAUUCCACUGACUAUACUUGCACUAAGUUUUUGACUGUUUGCCUUCUGCAGGUCAGUGUCCUUGUACUAUACAUCAGAAAGGGAAGUAAGCCUUCCAAACUAGUAAUUGCCUUCAUAUUUUUGCUAUGAAAUAGUAGCACAGUAGCACCAAUAUAUCCC